Molecule: messenger RNA, 1020 nt
Organism: Penicillium macrosclerotiorum
Lineage: Eukaryota; Fungi; Ascomycota; Eurotiomycetes; Eurotiales; Aspergillaceae
Product: acyl transferase/acyl hydrolase/lysophospholipase
Exons: 3
Coding region: 1-1020 (339 amino acids)
Biological process (GO): arachidonate metabolic process
Cellular component (GO): membrane
Source: RefSeq, a predicted model, not a curated record
AUGGCAUCGUCUACCGCCGAACAAGCGCCGGUUAAACUUCUUGCGAUAGAUGGCGGAGGGGUUCGGGGGCUUUCUGCCUUGGUUCUUCUGGAGCAGGUGAUAGAUAUAUCAAAUAAAGAGCGCGAAAAACGGAACCUUCCGCCUCAGGAGCCAUGGGAAAUGUUUGAUAUGAUUGGAGGAACUAGCACAGGAGGCCUGAUUGCGGUUAUGCUUGGACGAUUGCGAAUGUCUAUCAAAGACUGCAAGGCCGCAUACGAGAACCUCGCACAACGUGCCUUCACAGAGAAAAAUUUUAUAGGUCGAGUGAAAGGCACGGUUACCGUCGGACCUCAAUUCGAAACUCAGCCUCUAGAGGAUGCUAUCAAAUCAAUCAUUGGUGACGAAUGGGAAACAAUGCUCUUUAAUGAGGUUAACAUUGGCUGUCGAGUGCUCGAAACGAUGCAUAUCUGGCAAGCCUGCCGGGCGACAUCAGCGGCGCUAACAUACUUCAAGCCGAUCAAGGUUGAUGGCAACACAUAUUCUGAUGGUGGCCUUCUGUACAACAACCCUGUUCAACUUCUUCAUAGCGAGGCAAGUGAAGUGUUCGAGGGAAGAGAUCAACUCAUCGUCAGUGUUGGGACUGGCCUUGAGAAAAUUAUGAAAUGGCAACCGUCUCUUGCCACGGUCGCCGAGGACUUAGCCCGUCUCGCAACAGAAACGGAAAGAACUGCCGAUGAUUUCUACAGAAGAAAUGGAGCAGAGGCUGCGAAAGCUGGCAGAUAUUUUCGUUUCAAUGUACCUGGGCUUGGCGACAUAGGACUCGAGGAGUCUGGGCAGUUGCGUCACAUAAAGCGAUUGACUGAUCGCUAUAUAAAUCAAGCGGAAGUGGGUUAUAAGGUCGACUCCUGUGCUAAGCAACUCACACAAGGUGUGUGCGCUCUGCUCGAUGUUCCUACGCCCCUUCAAGAUUUACCAAACAAAGAUUCAAGAUCCCGGGCCAACGAUCUAGAGGAACGAUUGCAGAAGCUGAAGGAAUCUUAA